GACCACAGACUGUGAUAAUUAGCAUACUACUACUUCUUUACUUUAGUUACUUUGUUGCUCAGAAGUGUUUAGUUAGAUAUAGUUUAAAUAUAUUUUGUUGUUUGAGUUACUUUUAACACAAAUAUUACCACAUUUAUAAUGUCAGUAACUGUGUGAAUACUUGUAUCAGAUUUAUUUACAGUUUUCCAGCGUGUUUACCGAGUUUUACGAAGAUUUACUGAGACAGACUUCUAAAUCAACCAUGGCUGUAGCCCAAUUGUGUUUUGUGAUAGCCAUGAUGACUGGGAGUGCGUUAGCAAGGAAUGGGUACGGGACAGAAGGAGGCAACUGCCUUAAACUGUCCGCGAUGAGUAAGGGCCUGACCGACUAUUUUUGCGACCAGCCCUUAUUUAUUAAUUUCAUUCAGAAGAACGAACUCACCGAGAUGUUAGACAAUAUUUGUGUCACUGUUUUCCCUCUACCUGAUGAUCCGAACACGUUCACUCUUUAUCUAUCCAGGACAUACUGUGAUGGCUCCAAUGAAGUUAUUACAUUUGUUGGAACUGACAUGGAGCAAGGGGUUUUCAGACUAGCAAAACCUGAUGUUACCUACUCGUACACAUUGUUUGGAUAUGCUGGGUGUAAUACAGACUUACUCUACCGUUGCAGAGAGUUUGGAAUGAGUGACGCUGAUGAUCCUUACAUUUUUGGAUUUUCCACGGAGUGCCGCCCCAUCGGAUUGUCAUGCCUUAGAAAAAUCGAAGAGAUAGUAGCAGAUAACGACAUCCCGGAUGUAGACUUCUAUGUUCUACCCAACAAACUGCCAAACCGCUGUGUUACUGCUAGGCAGUGUGUCAUUCCGUCCAGCAACAACCAAUUUUAUAAGACUGUAGGUUUACCUGGACCGGUAUCCUAUCUAGUAUGACCUAUCUAGUAGUUUUUAAGCUAAAUUUAGUUGUGUACAAUAUAUUUCCUUUAAAUCAUGUGUAUUUUGUUACAAAUAACACUAUGAUCACUAAAUAUAAAAGGAAAUAAAAAUUGUA
Messenger RNA from Homalodisca vitripennis (glassy-winged sharpshooter), 1022 nucleotides. RefSeq lists its product as uncharacterized. The coding region runs from base 242 to 904 and encodes 220 amino acids. Lineage: Eukaryota; Metazoa; Arthropoda; Insecta; Hemiptera; Cicadellidae. The transcript has 6 exons. The record is from RefSeq and is a predicted model, not a curated record.